Molecule: messenger RNA, 2160 nt
Organism: Salvelinus namaycush (lake trout)
Lineage: Eukaryota; Metazoa; Chordata; Actinopteri; Salmoniformes; Salmonidae
Product: procollagen C-endopeptidase enhancer 2-like
Exons: 4
Coding region: 89-697 (202 amino acids)
Molecular function (GO): protein binding
Source: RefSeq, a predicted model, not a curated record
CCCGGACAGUCACCCCAACUCCAGAUCCAGGGGCCACCCCCACAUUCACCCAGCCACCCCCCCUCGCAGGGACCCCCCAACCAGAAAGAUGGACCCGGAGGAGAACCGCCCUGGAGGGAAGUCCAGUCUGUACCAGUCCGGCGGCGCCAACCGGAAUAACAGCCGCUCAUCUGUGCUCCUCAACCGUCGCUCCUCCAGCCUGCUCUACCACUUCGACAUCCUGAAACGAGAGUCUGACUUCACUCACGAGGCCGUCUGCAUGAGUGAGUGCAGGAAGGAGAAGGAGGAGAGAGAGCACUACUGCUACAGUGAAUUUGCCGUCAAUGGGAUCGUUCAUGACAUAGACAUGGUGCGUAAGGGGAUUAGACUCAUCACACUGAUGGUGAGCAGCGAUGGCUUCUACAAGAUGAGCCGUCUCUACGUCACUCCAGACAGCUUCUUUCUCAAAGUGCGUCUCCUAGUCCUGGACACCUACAAAUGUAGCAAGCCUUGUCCUGACAUCAAACUAGGUAGCCGGUACAUUGUAAUGGGCCAGAUCUACCACCGGAGGCGCCACCUCCCCAAUGACCUUCUGGCCCUGCUGGGGGGCAAACUGAAGCCAGGGGACGGCCUCCUGCGCAGCAACAACUACGUCAAGCGCUUCAACAAGAGGAGACACCAGAAAGCCCUGGAGGCUACCCGCUCCAAGUGUAGGUGAAACCAAAACACACUAUCGCCCCCUACAGCGGUGGAAAAGACAUUGCAGCCGUCAACAUGAAGUGACUGUGACCUAUAACCCUACAGCAUUUCAGCAGAGACGUAGAUGGACGAGCCCAAGGUGUUGUUGUUUUUCCCGGCAUGGACCUCCUGCACUUGUUUGUAUCAUAAUCCAGGUUGAGUGGUAAUGUUUUUGCUUGUCUGUCUGUACAGUCUUUACCUUGUAGCUUUGCGUCCUCUUCGAUAGAAGACACAAGUGGAGUCUAUAUCAAAGGUUCUCAUCUUUAAACCUCUGCUUGAAGUGUUGCCCCAUCAGAUUUCCUCAUACUGUUGCUCUCUAUUAUUGUGCAUGAGCAUUUAGUUGGAUAGAGGGCACACUUAACAAAGGUAAAAGAUGAGCUCUCUAGUAUACCUCUAUGUUCAUAAGUCUUCUAUACUCAUUUAUUAAGAUGUCGUAGUACUUCAAAUGAUCAUUUAUUCAUGUCUGGUACAUGAAUCGGUCAGAUCAGUGCCUCCCUCUUAUUGGUUUCUUUUACGAUUUAAAUAUUCUGCCAGCAAACCCAGAGUUCUGGUUCAAUGGAAUCAUUUAGGUAGAGGACAUUUUCAUUGGCAAAUUCGAUGUAACACAACUUUUCAUCAGAAUGUUUUGGUUGUCUCGUGUCCACGUUUGAAGAUGUUGUCCGAGCAUGUGAAAGAAGCCCAUAUUUGCCCUGAGGGAGGAAGACUGCCAACUCCAGCCCCACUAUUCAUGCGAACACACACACACACACACACACGCAUCUCCAAUUGGCUUGUUCCAGGUUAUCCCAAUCAUCCAUGGGAAAGACAAUCUGUUCAGAUCUAGUUGCACACUGGUGCUUCUCCAAUGGCAAGAGUCCAAUUACAUUUCGCCUUUGGAACUUGGUAGGAAACUUUAAAGGACUUCCUAUUGACUGAGUAUACAAUAUCAGCAAACUCCUAUUUAUGCCUGUAAGAAAAGCUGUCGCAUCUUCACACUGUUUUGUUCCUGUCAUUUGAUUGCAGGAAAUGCACUUUUACUGUAUGUGAAAGAGAAGAGGGGGGUGGGAUGUAAGACUAGAAAAGGAGCAUCAACAACAACAAACCCCAGAGGAGGGAAAAGUUGAGAAAAGAGACAAAAAGAAACCUAUUUUUCUAAUGUUAAAGAUGUGUACACGUUGAAAUAUCCGACGGAGAAAACAGACUUCAUAAGGGAACCUGGUGGUAUUAGUGAGUGUUUUUGUAAACCUAAUCGUGGAAAUCUGAUCCCCGGGGCACCUGGACACACGGAUUCAGAAAAGUGCGGCUCUCCUUGCCGGCUCUCUUUGGAGAUGGUGAGGUGAAAGCUAAUGCCACCUCUGACCCUUAUUUGCUCAUGCACACACACACAAACACACGCACCCACAUCCGAUGCGGAACAAAGUUCAAAGGAGACAUUUUAGAGUGGCAUAGCAAGGAGAGAUGUGA